CAAAUAUUUUAUUACCAAACAUCGUGGUUGAAUAUACACAACACAAUCCAACCUUAAAAAGAUGCUUGGAGCUGUAGCAGCUUCCACAGCACUAUGCUUUUCACCAUCCACGCACCCCACAAGAACUUUUGUUCACAGAGGAGUCUCAAAUUCAACAUUGCCAUUGAGCAACCAUGGCCACUCUUUCUCACUCUUAUCAUCCACCCCUAUGCAUUUCUCAUCACACAGCAGUAGAAGACAACCCCUUUUCCUUGCACAAGCUGCUUCAUCUUCAGCUGCAAAUGCUGAAUACGUGGAGGAGCCAGCAACAAAAGUGAAAUUCCAGACAUGUUUGAAUUUUCCGGGUUGCUCAAAUUCAUUAACUUUGUUUGGAGCUGGAUACAGAGAGAAAGUUUUUGCAAUUAUUGGUGUUAAGGUCUAUGCUGCAGGUUUGUAUCUAGAUCAAUCUAUUACUCCUGAAUUGAAUGCUUGGAAAGGGCUAUCAAAAGAUGCUAUUCAGGGGAAUUCUUCCUUGUUCCAGACCAUUUUCCAAUCUUCCUUUGAGAAAUCAUUGCAAAUUAUUCUUGUGAGAGAUGUUGAUGGUCAAACAUUUUGGGAUGCAUUAAGUGAUGCCAUAGCUCCAAGAAUUCCAGCAUCCACAUCUGUAGAUGAAACUGCUUUGACCACUUUCCGUGGUGUCUUUCUAGAUCGCCCUCUUAAGAAAGGAACUUUCAUACUUCUGACUUGGUUGAAUCCCACCAAAUUGCUUGUUUCUGUCUCCCCAAACGGGUUUCCAUCUACUGUAGAUGCUACAAUUGAAUCUGCAAAUGUGGCUUCUGCCCUUUUUAAUGUAUUCCUUGGAGAUAAUCCUGUUUCUCACUCCUUGAAAUCUUCAGUGGCUGAAGGCUUGUCAAAAGUACUCAAAUAGAAAAGUUUUGUGUCUAUUGAGAAAGUUCCAUGCAUCAAUCCUUAAAUUAUUGCUGUAACCCAUAUUCUACUGAUGUCUGAGUAAGUAUGCUUCAUGUUCUACUGAUGUAUGUCUAGUAGUGUACACAUGGAAGCUGUUACUUAGUUCCGGUGGUUAUCUCUAGUCUUUUAAAAUAAAUUGUUUUGCCAUUACUAUAUACUCUUUAAAUCAAUUCUGAUA
This is a messenger RNA of Vigna angularis (adzuki bean), 1126 nucleotides long. Its product is annotated as fatty-acid-binding protein 3, chloroplastic. The coding region runs from base 62 to 907 and encodes 281 amino acids. Gene Ontology annotation, molecular function: intramolecular lyase activity; fatty acid binding. The record is from RefSeq and is a predicted model, not a curated record. Gene Ontology annotation, biological process: fatty acid metabolic process. Gene Ontology annotation, cellular component: chloroplast stroma. The transcript is spliced from 5 exons. NCBI's taxonomy places the organism in Eukaryota, Viridiplantae, Streptophyta, Magnoliopsida, Fabales, Fabaceae.